CACCGCUGGAGAUAAAAGAGCAGUUAGCUGCCACAAGGACGACCAGCAAGGUCAGAAUAAUUUUGACCAUAAUUGACCUUAGCCACAAGGAGUACCAAGGUUCGACCAGUUUUGAUCAGUGGACUUCCCUAAUAUGUGCUCUCUUUUGCGCUUUUUUCUUAUCAAUAAAUUACGGGUAGUGUUUCUGAUUAUGAUUUCGACACACCUUUAUUUUCUUUUCGUAAAACUUUCGAUCUGUAGUGUUGGCAGUGCAAACAUGGCAGAACAAUAGCUAUAACAUCUUUAUUUUAGGAAUUAGGCCCUUCGGAAGUUACGCGAGAAGCAACGACUGCCACCUUUACCUUUAGAGCAAGUCACAAAAUCGAGCGCUCCGCAUCUACCGCACGCUUAUCGCACUCACUGGCGAGAGGUCAGUCGAAGCAUGCAGGUGAUGAUGCCGGGGCGUUGUCUUCUGAUUUUGUGACUUUAUUUUGCAAGAAAAAACAACACGAAAACAUCUAGAGAUAACCAAACUUCUUCGACAUUAUACAUAAGAAACUUUUAAUUAAAAGAAGAUAUUUCAAUUUGAUAGUGGGGGAAAUAGAUUGAGUUGACAUCAUUUUUUUCUUUCAAGUCGCAUGUACCUGUACGAUUAAGGCACGUAACAUAGGUGUGUUAUCGAAAAAUUGCCGCUUUGUCAUUCUCAGAGCACCUGCAAGAUCUUUUGAAAAAAAAGAUUUGCGCUCUUCUCUUCCGGUCCAUGAGGGCCUGGGCUAUAUCCCGAUGGUGUGGCUCACUGGUCUAGUGAUUUUUAACGUCUUUUAAUAUCUCGUAUUUUUACAACUCAUUCUACAUUCUUCUUCAAAUUUAAUUAUUUCAAUGCUAUGCUAUUUUCACUAAGGAACGAGGCACGAAUCUUCAAUAUUGUGGUCGCAACGUAUGUCGAUCAUUCUUCUCCCUCCGUCUGGUGGGGAAAAUGGCUUAUGGGCUUUGGUUUUCCCUUCGGUGGAGUUUUUUUUUGGUUUGCUUUAUACUUACGAGAUUUGAACUAUUUAUUUUUCACAGGAGAUGCAAGCAUAUUAUCGAAGACCAUAGUAUUGGUAGUGUGGUUUCAUUUAUCAACUUCUUUUUCGUGCUUCUGAUCUCCGCCCUUUGGCUCUCCGGGUGAUUUCAUAGUCAAUCAUAUUAUAUUGCUGCACAUUCCUCGAUUUUUUUUUUUGUGUUUGGUCACUUUGUCGUGUAUCUCAGGAAUUUUUCUUUUCAAUAUGUAUGCAUUUGCCAUAGUUGUUCCGUCUACUUUUUUCGCCCUCAUGCUCAGACUCAACCCGAGGUGGAUUCUCUGUGGUUAAGUAGUGUGGCCUGUCGCGAGUUCUCUUCAUGCCGGGCGUUUGAAGAAUGUGUGGACCGAACAAGUAGACGCUUCAGAUGGACUCUUGUAGUUGCCUACGUUAGUUUGACUUUGUGACGCAAAAGAAACGCCUUGUUCAGUUUGAAGAUGUGAAAAUGAGAACAUGAAGAUGUAGAUGAUGAAGCUGUGUAAACCUAAACAUGAAAGUACUUUUUACACACGACGCCCCUACGUCGUCUUGUUGUUAGUACCUGUGUAGAUGUGCUGCCUACUUAGCUAUUUUCCCGUCCUAUAAGAAGAACUUCCUCUCGCACACUAUUUGUCUCAUCCGGAGGGAAAAUGGAAAUUCUUCCGACUAGUUUUAUUUUUUCUUUCUGUUUAAAACAAACGAUUACUGCAGCCGUACGGGUUAUUUCACUUUAUUCCACCUUUUUCGCUUUUAUUAUCGACUUGGUGCAGAGAUUGGGUUUUUUCCGAUUCUGGUAGUUACGUCUGAC
Amoebophrya sp. A120 is the source of this 1824-nucleotide messenger RNA. The record is from the annotation of a GenBank genome assembly. Lineage: Eukaryota; Dinophyceae; Syndiniales; Amoebophryaceae.